GGAAGGGUUUCAAUGCGCUAUGGAUGCGCUGUAUCAAUAGAAUUUCUUCAUUUGUAUGAGAGGCUCUGAAUGAAAUUUCUUUACCUAAACCUACCUACUUUCUCCUGUCGUUUUUUCUUGGUAUAUUAAUCGAUGUUUUCGUAAAGGAAUUGUUAGAAUUUGCUUAGUGUUUUCCGUUCUUUUUACCAGGCACUUAUUCUUGGAGGUACGGUAUAAUUAUUAUUGUUACAUCUACAUCAAUGGAAAUUCUACGAGAGAUUUCGCGUUUGUCUGUGGAUGGUAGCAUUGGAGAUACCUCACCAACAGAGAUUUGCCUCUUACGCGCCCACCCGCCGUCUCACCCAGACGCGGAUGCACAUCUAGAGUUCUCUACCGAGAACAUCCACGAAGCCGCUCUGUUUGAUAAAAUUCGCAACGACCAAUUAUUCCCUCAAUCUACUCCGCCAACGCCAAGUCUAAGUUUAAUAUUCUUUCCAGAUUUUAAGUGGAAACCUAUCAGCAAGGAUCCAAUUCAACGUGAUCAGCUUUGUAAUUACCUGCGACUAGAUGAUGCCUUGCUGGCUUACAUCGUUUCCUCGAGAUCAGGCUGGUAUCAUGUGGCAAGUGACAAUCAAUACAACUUCAUGAUCAAAGACUACCUCUAUAUGCUUGCAUGGACCUUCGAUCCGGUCACUCUGGAGACACGUGCUAUGCUCGCGGCGCGGAGUGAUUAUAAAAAACGGUCUAGUCUGAAAAACAGGCAUGGGGAAUUCUACCUACCAGGGCUCCGGGUCGCGCAUUUAUAUCAUCCCCUCUCCCUUGCCUGCCUAUGCCUUACGGAUUUUGUCUUCUAUUUUGACAAGCUUAUCGUUGAUGAGGGGUACACGAUCGGCGACAUCGAGGAAGACACUGGUCACGGAUUAUGGGUAAAGGGCAAACCCCAGAAGGGCUUCGACCUGGAAAAACUCAUGACCGCAUCAAGGAAUAUCGCGAAGAUAAUAGGCUUGUUUGCUAACCUUUUUAAGAGCGUGGAAAUCACACAGACUAUUAUCGAGUCUCUGCAGGAUAAGAAAACAUGGGAAGAAUGGUACGGCAGAGAUGAUGCAGAGUCAUUGAAAAACUUCGAUCAUUGCACUACGUCGUUCAGCUCGGCUGUAGGGCUGCUAAAGCUACGUAUCAAGACAAUCAAACAAUCUGGUCGCGUUAUGGAUGAACGAGCCAAAGCACAAUCCAAUGUGAUAGCAGCUCUGAUCCGCCGCCAAGACGCCGUAACGGGUCAUCGACUGGCGGAAGCUAGCAAGAAGCUUGCGGAAGCAACCAAGAAGGAUAGCUCCGACAUGAAAGUGAUUGCCAUUAUGACUAUGGCGUUCCUUCCUGCGACAUUCUUCGCUGCGCUCUUCGACCAACCUACACUUGCUUGGGACCAACCGCAAGUAAUUACAAGCAACUUCUGGGUGUAUUGGGCCCUUACAAUACCUACAACGCUCAUCAUAUUCGCUCUCUGGUAUAUACUAAAUGAGUACAAUAUACUCAGAUGGAGGAAAAGGAAGACGGAGGAUAGCGAUAUAGAGAUGAAUCCAUAUUAUGGUUUAUCUGAAGGCACCUUCGGAAACACCCUCUUGGUAGAUCCAAAUGAAGAGGUGAAAUCCAGGACCAGAACGAACUUUACGGGUCUUUUUUAGUUGACACUAGACACGUGGUGAUGUUCAUCUAAGGCGAAGGACACGAGUAUUGAUUUCUCUGGUUGUGCUCUGGGAAUCUUGAAAAAUUGGGAAACUGAUGCUUGAGUUUUAUUUACGCC
Messenger RNA from Daldinia caldariorum, 1780 nucleotides. RefSeq lists its product as uncharacterized. Bases 240 to 1661 code for a protein of 473 amino acids. NCBI's taxonomy places the organism in Eukaryota, Fungi, Ascomycota, Sordariomycetes, Xylariales, Hypoxylaceae. The transcript has 2 exons. The record is from RefSeq and is a predicted model, not a curated record.